AACAAUAAUAAAAGAAAAAAGAGAGCAACGGUAGGGAGACGCUGUAGUGUUGUGUGUAUUGCAGAGGAAAUGGGGAAAAAGCUCAUCCAAUCACCUGCAAAUGCGUAAACAGUUGAACCUUAAUAAUGGCAUUGGCUUAUGCGAACAAUCCAAUACCGAGCUUUCCUUGUUGUCAUUCCUGUCCAAAUUCUCACAAACUCUCAUUUCCUUUACGAUUUUGCAAUACAAGAAUCGCCGUUUCCCUUUCUCUUCCACUUUCUCUUUCUAUUUCUAGGGUUUUCGUCAACAGACAUUUCUCCGUCACCCGAUCCAUUUUAAACGCCGCCGGUACUCGCAUUCUCGACAAUGCCCAUGCCACCGCCACCGUCGAAAUCCCUGUCACUUGUUACCAGCUUAUUGGAGUUGGUAAUGAAGCAGAGAAAGAUGAGAUAGUGAAGUCAGUGAUGCAAUUAAAAAGUGGUGAGGUUGAAGAAGGUUAUACAGUCGAUGCUGCUGUGGCUCGUCAGAAUCUUCUAAUGGAAGUGAGAGAUAAGCUUCUUUUUGAACCAGAAUAUGCUGGGAAUGUGAGAGAUAAAAUCCCUCCUAAAUCUUCUCUUCGAAUUCCGUGGCCUUGGUUGCCUGCUGCUCUUUCUCUACUUCAAGAGGCUGGAGAAGAGAAGAUAGUGCUGGAUAUUGGAAAAGAAGCUCUCCGUCAUCCUGAUUCUAAGCCAUUUGUUCAUGAUAUACUUCUAUCUAUGGCACUAGCAGAGUGUGCAAUUGCAAAGAUUGGUUUUGAGAAGAAUAAAGUCUCCCAUGGAUUCGAAGCCCUUGCUCGAGCUCAGUGUCUUCUUUGGAGUAAAAGCUCUCUUGGGAAGUUGGCAUUGCUAUCUGAGAUAGAAGAAUCUCUGGAGGAGCUUGCACCUGCUUGCACAUUGGAAUUAUUGGGGAUGCCUCAAUCUCCUGAAAAUGCUGAGCGGAGACAAGGAGCAAUUGCAGCCUUGCGUGAAUUGCUCAGACAAGGCCUUGAUGUGGAAACUUCAUGCAGAGUUCAGGAUUGGCCUUGCUUUUUGAGCCAAGCACUGCACAGGCUCAUGGCUGUAGAAAUAGUUGAUCUUUUUCCUUGGGAUGAUUUAGCUGUCAUGAGGAAGAAUAAGAAAUCACUUGAAUCACAAAACCAAAGGAUUGUUAUCGACUUCAACUGUUUUUAUGUGGCACUAAUAGCUCAUAUUGCUGUUGGCUUUUCAAGCAAGCAAACAGAGUUGAUCAACAAAGCAAAAAUUAUGUGUGAAUGUUUGAUGACAUCAGAAGGUAUGGAUCUAAAAUUUGAGGAAGCUUUCUGCUCGUUUCUCCUUGGCGAGGGUGACGAGGCCCAGGCUGUUGAAAAGCUUCAUCAGCUAGAAUUGAACUCCAAUCCUGCUUCAUGGAGUUUACUCCCAGGGAAGGAGAUAAAAGAUGGCUCUGGUGUAAAACCAUCAUUGGAAACAUGGCUGAAGGAUGCUGUGCUUGCUGUCUUUCCAGAUACCAGAGAUUGCUCCCCAGUGAUGGUGAAGUUCUUUGGUGAUGAAAAGAGAAGUCUGGGAAGCAAGAGAAGUAAAGUAUCUUCACAAACCUUUCCUGCGCUAGACAAGAGACCAUUGGCUGAUAUGGCUUUGAAACGAAUGGAUCAUGGGAAAUCUCUUUCGAAUAUGAACUCUACUCAACAUCUUGGAUCUGCUGUUAAGCAGUUGACUCCUACUGAUUCGCAAAGCUCACUGAUAUUGGGGAAGAAUGACAGUGGAGGCAAUGCUAGCGAACCAUCUGUUCAAUUGAAAAGGAAUCUUGGUGCACAUCAUAGUAGAGGUUGGCAAAGUUGGUUGACCAGUGUUGAUGUGGUUGGAAAGACAACUUCUUUUGCGGUACUGGCAUGUAUUGUGAUUUUAACCUUUAAGCUGUCUGGUAUGAAUUUAAGGAGGACAAGGAUUGCAUCUAAAUUGUCGUCCAGAAUGAACAGUUCCCUUGUAUGCACAACAGAUCUCUCUCCUAAUUGCAAUGCAGGGCCUGCGUACAUAAGGGGAAGUGGCAUUUCUGGAAGAAUAAAGAAUCUGCUCUCAAUUAUUAAAAUGCAGUUUCAGAAACGGUCAGGUCUUAAAAAAUUCAAGAGAGCAGGGCUUGCUGCUAAUUCGUCAUCUUGUAUGACAACAGUAUCUAGGAAGCAGAUGCCUGCUGAAGAAGCUGAAGGACUCGUUAAGCAAUGGCAAGCACUUAAAGCUGAAGCUCUGGGGCCCAGUCAUCAUGUAGAUAGCCUCUCUGAAGUUCUUGAUGAAUCGAUGCUAGCUCAGUGGCAAGCUUUGGGCAAUGCUGCAAAAGCCAGGCCUUGUUAUUGGAGAUUCGUUUUGCUACAGCUGUCUGUAUUGCAAGCUGACAUUCUACUAGAUGAUUAUGGUGUGGAAAUGGCAGAAAUUGAGGUUCUCCUUGAGGAAGCAGCUGAGCUUGUUGAUGAAUCUGAACAUAAGAAUCCAAACUAUUAUAGCAUCUACAAAAUUCAAUAUGUUCUUAAAAGGCAAGGCGACGGAUCAUGGAAAUUUUGUGGAAGUGACAUUCGGACGACAUUAUGACAAAGCCAAGCCAAGAUCUCGAGAGCACGACUCAACAAUGAUUUCUAAUGUCCUGCUAACAUAUUUUUUUCUUCUUUCCUUUCUUCAAUUUCCGUAUAUGGAUUUUUUACUAUUGUAAAUUAAUAGAGUUUUAGUGAUUGCUCACAUCUACUAGUGUGGUAGAUCAAACAGCAAAGGGAAUUCCAUUUGCUGCCUGCUAAGGAUAGGUAAGGAAAUUAAAUUGUUUCUGGUCCAUUAUUUUUUAAAAUAUCAAAGUUAGUUCAGAUAGCGUCCACAA
Molecule: messenger RNA, 2850 nt
Organism: Ricinus communis (castor bean)
Lineage: Eukaryota; Viridiplantae; Streptophyta; Magnoliopsida; Malpighiales; Euphorbiaceae
Product: plastid division protein CDP1, chloroplastic
Exons: 12
Coding region: 126-2573 (815 amino acids)
Biological process (GO): chloroplast fission
Cellular component (GO): chloroplast inner membrane
Source: RefSeq, a predicted model, not a curated record